This is a messenger RNA of Tetrahymena thermophila SB210, 522 nucleotides long. RefSeq lists its product as hypothetical. The record is from RefSeq and is a predicted model, not a curated record. Lineage: Eukaryota; Ciliophora; Oligohymenophorea; Hymenostomatida; Tetrahymenidae. The transcript has a single exon.
AUGAAGAAAAAAUAUGAAAUAAUAAGAUUAAUUAAUAAUAAAACCAAACAUUAAAAAUAAAAAAAUGAGUUAAAUUUACAAAGAAAGAAGAAACAGUAAGCAAAGCUCAAUAAAAAGAAAAAAAUAAAUUAAAUGAUCUUUAUUGUUUUAAAUUAGUUUUUUUAAUUAUAAUUAUCACAAUCCAAAAAAAAUAGACUCUUUUUAUCAAAUAUAAGGGUUUAUAACAAAAAACCAAGAAAAAAUAUCAAAUAAUAAAAUAUCAAUAAGAAAUAAUUAAAAAUUGAAAUGAAAAUUAAGUUAAAAUCGCUAAAAAAAUAUUUGUAUUAAUAAAAAUAUAUAAAUAUUGAUGAGUUUGUUUUUAUAUAAGAAAAUAAUUUUAUAAAUAAAUUAAAAAUUAAAUACAUAUUAAAAAAUAUUUUAAAUAAACUGAAAGUUAAAUAUAAAUAAAAUAAGAAUAAUAUUAAUAUUUAUAAAUUAAAUUUACUUCAUUUCAAAGUGGAGAACCUAAUGAGAUUAAAAUGA